AUGGCGGCUCCCUGGACAUGGAGGCUCGACCCCUCCUCUGGCUCCGCAUCAGUGCUGGGGCCUUCUCCUUCCUCCAUUGCCGUCAGUGCUGAUCCGCUCUCGGCACUGGCGCACUCAACCGACGCCGCAUCGGCAGACGAUAUUGUCUGGCACGACUUUCGCCCCCCACCACGCCCCACAGCCGCACGGCAAGCACGCAAAAGGGCGAGACUGAAUCGCUUCGACUCUGACGAUGACGAGGAUCUCGAUCAGACCCUGCGUACUGUGCCAAGUACCCACAAUCACGCCGGCGCUGUUCCUGGUCCGUUGGCUGAGCUUGACGCCAAAGAGGCUCGAGAGGACGAAGAUGCCGGAAUGGCUAGCACUUCCAGCUCGGACUCGGAAUCGAACGACGAGGAUACUCCGCUCCCCCGACCAGGAUCAAGCCAAGCUUGCUUGCUGCAGGGCGAGACCCGCAAGCCCGAUACCUCUUCGCAAAGAGCACCUAAACCGACACGAACCAGCUCGGAAGACGCCUUUGCGCAGUCUACACGGCUCAUGGCGCACACCAUCUACACGUACAGCCUUGCUGACGCAAAGCGUGCCGAGAAGACAGAUGCGCCAUCACCACUGACGUACAAAGAGACGGUGCGACUUGUGCGUCUCAUCGCCAUGAUCUUCCGCUUCCCAAAGCCGUCUCGUCGUGUCAGUCGGCAACACACCGACUCGGUCGACAUCGCCUCCCCACCACCGUCUUCAUCGAGUGGGUCCACACCGACGCUAGCUGUCAAGGACGAAAGCGACGAUGAAACGAUCAAGAUCGAGCUCAAGCCCAAGUACCUUGCGUCAGCUUCGGGUGGUGGGUCGCGCAGGCCGCGUAUGCUGGCGAGGGUGCAUCCGGAAGAUACGCGCAUGGAUUCGGCUGCGGUGCUCAAGUUGCUGGCGCUGGUGCCGUCUGCGCUUCCUGCGCGCGUGGAGGAUGCGGCGUGGAUUGCGGGUCUGGCCGUGCGUGCACGCCGCGACGAGUACGGCAACAUCCUACUUCCCCACGCCGCCUACGCUCCUGCUCAGCCCGCAGACACCCACACGGGCAGCACAAAUAGCAAAGAGGAGAAUGAGGGCCCGCAGAAGGUGACGCGCUCGCUCGUGCACAAGCUCGGCAGGGAGCCACCAGCCAUCCCUCUGCCCCAGUUCUGGCGUCGUCGUUCGCCCUCCGCAUCCAUGCAGGAGUUGGACUGCGAGGAGGAGAAUGCCGCGGAAAGGUCGCUUUUGCAGGCCGAGGUAGAGGUGGAGGCGCUUACUGCCAUUGCGACCCCGCAGCAGGAUGCCCUUACUACAGAGAAAAGGGGAAGGAGUGUGGUGAAUCUGUCUAGGGUGCUUGCCGAUCGCAUGCGCGAAAAGCGCCAGGCCAAAACGCUGCUACUGCGCACCCACCCUACACUGCGCAAACGACGCACUGCCCAACCGCCGAGCGAGGCAGUGCAGCAUGCAGAGAAUGAGGCGGAUGCACUCACUGCCGCCAACACCGCUGCCAACGCUCUUUCGGGCGCACACCUACCACUGCCCGACCAUGUAGACUAG
Molecule: messenger RNA, 1560 nt
Organism: Moesziomyces antarcticus
Lineage: Eukaryota; Fungi; Basidiomycota; Ustilaginomycetes; Ustilaginales; Ustilaginaceae
Exons: 1
Coding region: 1-1560 (519 amino acids)
Source: RefSeq, a predicted model, not a curated record